Messenger RNA from Temnothorax curvispinosus, 1558 nucleotides. Its product is annotated as protein ALP1-like. The annotation marks the transcript as partial. The record is from RefSeq and is a predicted model, not a curated record. The transcript is spliced from 2 exons. NCBI's taxonomy places the organism in Eukaryota, Metazoa, Arthropoda, Insecta, Hymenoptera, Formicidae.
UACAAAUAUUUAAAGAGAAGACAGAGAAAGGCUGAUUUACACAGAUUUUGGGUGCGACCAAUAUUUAGUGUACAAAAAAGAUAUCAACAAGGGGACAGUGAUAAUCUAAUCAAGGAGAUAAUCAAUACUGAUCCUGACAAAUAUUUUGAAUAUUUUCGUAUGAAUAUUGAUGUAUUUAAUAAAUUAUUAGAGUUAAUUGAGCCAAGUAUCACAAAACUAGAUGUUGUCAGAUCUCCAAUAUCAGCAACUACACGAUUACAAAUAUGUUUACGAUAUUUGGCAUCAGGCGAUAGCAUGCACUCAAUUUCGUUUGCAUUUCGCGUUGGACUGAACACAGUAUCUAAGAUUGUGUCUGAAACAUGUCAGGCUAUUUGGGAUAAUUUGAAAGAUAUAGUUUUUCCUGAAAAUUCUGAAAAUUUAUGGCUACAAAGAGCAAAAGAGUUCGAAGAAUUAUUGGAUUUUCCAAACUGCAUUGGUGCCAUUGACGGAAAACAUGUUGUACUUCAGGCUCCACCUCAUGGGUCAACGUAUUAUAAUUAUAAAAAUUCUCACAGCAUUGUGCUUUUAGCAGUCGCAGAUGCCAAUUGCUGCUUUACAAUCGUAGAUAUUGGUGCUGAAGGUAGACGAAGCGAUGGAGGAAUAUUCCGUGAUAGCAAACUUGGGCAUCAAUUAGAAAAUAACGAUUUAAAGUUACCGAAAGCAAGGUCAAUUUCAGAAAACGGUCCAACAUUACCAUAUGUUUUAGUGGGAGAUGCAGCUUUUGGUUUAACUUCGUAUAUGCUACGUCCAUACCCUCAAUCGUGCAAUUUGAAUAUUAUAAAAAGUAUAUUUAAUUACCGAUUAAGUCAUACUCGGAAAGUUGUUGAAUGCACUUUCGGUAUUUGGACUGGCAGAUGGAGAAUUUUUCGAAGGCCUCUUAUAACAAAUGUUGAUAAUGCAAUUUUGAUUGUUCAAUCAACUGUCUGUUUACACAAUUUCUUGAUGAUGAAAGAUCUUAAUCUUCCUAUAGAAAACAGAUCAUAUUCUGUAAAUAUUCCUUUACAAGAUCAAAAUUUAUGUCAAGGAUUAUACAGUCUUGAAAGUUUAAAAAAUAAUACAUUUUGUGGGAGUACUGUGAGAGAUCAAUUUACGCAAUAUUUUUCUACAUCUGGAGCUAUAAACCAACAGUGGACAAAAGCUUAUACACGUGAUUAUUAAAUACAAUUUUAUUUGAAAAAUAAACAUUGGUUCUUUAUCAUUUACUCAUACAUAUUUUAUAUACAUAAACAGUCUUAUAUGUAUAACAUGUAUAAACAAUCUUUUAAUCUUAUAAACAGACUUUUCUCGAUGUUAGUUAAAUACUUGUAACACUUUUAGAAAUCUGUGUUUCACACACACAAACAUCUCUUUAUAUGAAACUCUUCUAAUCUAAUAUUUUCUAAUACUUUUUGGUACUUUUAAAACGUCUUGAGUAGACUUCUCUGCAAAAUUUUACUGCUUAUUUACUACUUUUUUUAUAAACUAAAAUAAUCGUAUUCUAUAAUCUUAUAAUUAUCUCAUUUUUCUUUACUUUUAUCAC